CGCCUAGCAACAGCUGAGCACGGAAACAUGAACACUGUGGGUGACCGGGAGCUUCAGGCCAAGGAAUAUUUAGAAAAACAUCGGAUAAUGGAGCUGCUGAGCCAACUCACCAGCUUCCUCCUCUUUGAGCGACCAAAGAAACCAAGGGAGUACUUAAUCCAUCUUCUGGAACGGCUGAGGAUUGCCAAGGCAACGGGCGUAGCGUUCCCUUUCUUCAUGGAAAACUCUAACAUUGUGUCGAUGUUUGAGAUGAUGGACUCCUCUGGCAGAGGCUGCAUAUCCUUUGUGCAGUACAAAGAAGCCCUGAAGAACCUGGGUCUGUGCACCGCAGAUGAAGUUCUGCACGAUGACGGAUGUCUAAUAACUCUGGAUAAAUUCAGAGAUGAAGUCCUUUUAGGUGUCCCUAUUGCAUAUGAUAACAUCAGAGUUGUGGGUGAGCUGGGAGAUAUUUAUGAUGACCAAGGACACAUUCAUCUUAACAUUGAAGCAGAUUUUGUUAUUUUCUGCCCUGAGCCAGGGCAGAAAUUAAUGGGUACAGUUAAUAAAGUCUCCUCUAGUCAUAUUGGCUGUUUAGUACAUGGGUGUUUUAAUGCCUCUAUCCCUAAACCUGAGCAGAUGUCAUAUGAGGAGUGGCAGACCUUGGAGAUAAAUGUAGGCGAUGAACUGGAAUUUGAUGUAUUUCGCUUAGAUUCAGAUUCUGCUGGAGUCUUCUGCAUUCGAGGAAAACUAAAUGCCACAAGUUUGCAGCUUAAGAGCUCUGUAGUGUCUGAAGAUGUAGCAGAAACUGGCAUUGAAGAGGUUGCUGAAAAAAUUUCAAAGAAGAAAAAGAAAAAGAAGAAAGACGCAGAAGCAGAUGUAGUAGCCAACGGUGUCACGGAGCUAGCAGACUAUGCUGAUGCCACGCCAAGGGAAGAAACAGACAUACUGUGUGGAGAUUCUGUGAAUGACCUCUGUGAAGAAGAGCCAAGGAAGAAGAAAAAGAAGAAGAAAAGGCACCAGGAAGAGCAGGACCCAGCUCUCCAAGCCAGUGACUCCAGUGGCUAUCAGAGUGACCAUAAGAAGAAAAAGAAGAAAAGGAAACAGAGUACGGAGAUUGACUGCGUCACCUAAGGGGAGACCGUGACUGCCUUCUCCACUGUUGACAGACGGACAGUAGUGUAGACGGACAGGUUCUGUGGAAGGUCGGAAACGCUGAAAUGUGCAGGAAGUUCACAGACACGAUUCUAAUUGGAGAGUUUGUACUAAAAUCACAUGAGUGACUGUAAAUUUUAGAUAAUAGCAGUAUUGUUAAAGUAUGAUUUUAUUACAUACAGUAUAAAAUGUUAACACCUGCUUCCACUCCUGUGAUAAAUUAUGUUCUCAAUAUUUGCCAAAGAACUUUAUAAAUAUUUUCAGUUUUUUUCUGGUAAUAAAUUUUGCCUUUAGUCAGAA
Messenger RNA from Myodes glareolus (Bank vole), 1431 nucleotides. The record is from RefSeq and is a predicted model, not a curated record. NCBI's taxonomy places the organism in Eukaryota, Metazoa, Chordata, Mammalia, Rodentia, Cricetidae.